Molecule: messenger RNA, 5767 nt
Organism: Metopolophium dirhodum (rose-grain aphid)
Lineage: Eukaryota; Metazoa; Arthropoda; Insecta; Hemiptera; Aphididae
Product: protein unc-93 homolog A
Exons: 8
Coding region: 504-2414 (636 amino acids)
Biological process (GO): regulation of potassium ion transport; regulation of muscle contraction
Cellular component (GO): plasma membrane; striated muscle dense body
Molecular function (GO): potassium channel regulator activity
Source: RefSeq, a predicted model, not a curated record
AAAGCGUAGCAAAACUACACCCGCGAUGGCUACCUCCGUAGACGAAGACGACGUCGACGACGACGACAACAACGACGACGACCUCUCUCUGAGGCCGCGUCGCGGCAUCUAUAUCGAUCGACGCAUGAGCACGCCAGCAACGGGGCGGGCCACGCGCUCGCAUCAUCGGUCCGGGUCGCCGCCGCUUAUGAUUUCGUCGUGUGUACCGCACACACAAACGCGCGUAUCUACGCGGUCGUUAUAGCGACACGUUUGCGCGCAAAUAAGAGCGUGACGUCGUGAUAUCGCGCGGGCGCACAGAGUAUCCCUCGCAGUCGUCGUGUGUUUAUACGCGUGGCGCUGCCGCUAUCUCCGCCGCGAUAUACGACACUCGCGCAGUACGAUAUACGUGUGCACGCGCGCAGUACACGAUUCACUAUACUACAUACGUACACGCUGCAUUAUAUCAAUCCGCGGCCGUGGUCGUCGUCGUUGUCGCUGCCGCAGAGUGAUAUCCGGCAGCGAUGGGCUCGCUGCCCAACCUGCACGAGCUGUGCAAACAGCAACAGCAACAGCAGCAACCGGUGUGCGUGCCCGCGGCCCCGAGGUUGUCGCCGUGCCCAGACCGUGGCGGUGGCAGCGGCACUAGCCGCGCUCAGCACAGGCGACUGCAGCAGACCAACAGCCUGUGCACCAACAACUUUUACGGAGUCAUCGACCGGCAAACCGACAUGCAGAUCGACGAGAAACCGUUUUCACCGACGUCGCUCAGGUCGACGUUAUCCACCACGCACCGUCAGGUGUCCGUCGCCAACGCAUCUUCGGCGAGUGGCAAGAGACGCGACUCGCUGUCCAGCUCGGCUGGAGCCUCGUCAGUACGCCGUCUCAUCGAAGUGGUUCGAACGACUCCGUCCAACAUGGGUCCAGUGUACAGUCGAAGACUGUUGUGCCGCAACUACGUCACGCUGUGCCUUGGACAUGGCGCGGCCGCUGCCGCUUUGGUUCCGUUUAUGGCACUACAGGGUUCUAUUUCCGCUUGGUGGUGGCCGGACAAUUUGAAGCAGAAUGGUGGGUUUACCACCGUCACCACGGACAUUGGUUCUAUCCUGCUGUCUGCAAUGUUUGGCAUGGCAGCGAUGAGCGCACUGUUUGGGCCGACGGCCGUCCACCGUCUGGGCACCAGGACAUGUCUGGUGGCCGGUUACCUGGUAUCCGUCGCGUUCGUUACCGUCCACCUGUACCCAAAGGUGGCGGUACUGGUGCCCGGUUACUUCCUGAUGGGUGCCUGGUUGGGAUGCUGGACGGCGUCUCGGACCGCUGUGCUCAUGGCGCUCGCAUCUAAAAUGGCAUACGUGCUGUCCGACCGAGAGGAGUGCGAACUCGAGGGAAACGGUCGGCGAGAAGCGGUGGCCAGGAAUCUAGCCAGGGGACUCCAGGUGGCACACGAUAUUGGCUUGAUUGCUGGAAACGCAUUCGUCGCGUAUAUGAUAAGUGGCACGCGAACGGACGACAUCCUCGGAACCAUGUUUGCCAGGGACGGUGGACCUGGAACAGAUCGGACUUGCGGUAGCGUCGCCUGCCCGCUGGAAAAUACGGUGGAAAUCAAACUCGGGCCGACCGCCAACUUCUCGUCCAAUCAGACGGUCGCAUUGGUCGACGUCCGCAAUCACAUGGUCUUGCCAUGUAAAACCACGCAGCUGUUGGCCAGCGUCUUCGCCGGAUGCUGUUUCGUCGGCGUCGCCGUCACCGCGACUUUCAUGACCCGCAUCCGACUAUUCGUGUACGCGUCCGCGUCUGAGAAACGAAAAUCGGACAGCGCCAGGUCGUUUGCGGCCGUCCGCGAUGCAUUCCGCAACACCAAACUCCAGCUCAUCGCUCCACUGUCGUUGUUCAUCGGACUUGAACAAGGAUUUAUCUAUUCCGAUUUCUCCAAGUUUUACGUCGUGUGUUCAGUGGGUGUGUCCAAUGUGCCCACAGUUCUGCUGAGCUUGGGUCUGCUUCAACUGGUAGCCGGGUUUACCGUGAGUCUGAUCCUGCAACACAUCCGCCGGUACCAUAUAAUAGUGAUUGGGUUGGCGUUUCAUUCGUGUUUGCUAAUGGUGUUGAUGAAGUGGAAACCGUCCGGCGACGAUGCUGCGCUACUGUACGUCAUAGCAGCCGCCUGGGGCGUGUGCAAUGCCAUUUGGAACACACUGUGUUUCAACUUUGUGAUAUCUCUGUAUCCGGACUACUGGCACGGGCCGAUGGCGCACGGCUACUUCUUUCGGUACGCGGGCAUGGCGCUGGCUUUCGGACUGCACAGUGUCGUGUGCAACACCACCAAACUGUACUGCUUGUCGGCCGCGCUGGUGGUGGCCGUAGUGCUGUACGGCUGGUUGGAGUGGCGAUUGCAGCUGACCGGCAAGCGACGACGGGCCGCCAACCGUUCAUCAUGACGACAGAUCGGAGCCGCGUCCGGCAAUAAUUAGUAACCCGCCACCGCGCAAGUCGUCAAUCAGGAUUCGUACAGUCGUCCUCACGAUCCGAAUGCCACCGCCGCUGACACGAAGAGCAUUUACGCCAAUCAUCACGUCUCUGUAACUGCAACAGCAGUCACCACCGCCGCCGUCGUCAAUCGUCAUCAUCUGCAUAGCACCGCAAAUAUUAUGUAUUAUUGCAGCACGGUGACGUCUCGCCGAAUUAAAUACAUCAUAAGUCAUACGCAUAAGACAAAAUACUAUAAUGUUACAUUAUAAUGAUAUCUACUAUCAAUAAUAUUAUCGUUAUUAGCUGCAGCGGACGUCCUGUACAAGACAAACAAACAACUUACUGGCCCGCACUGACCGUAUUAUAUGUAUUAUUAUUACCUACUUUAUAUUACGUAACCGUACCUACUUGUUGAUGUUUUUUUUUUUAACGGGACGUAUGCAUACAAUAUUCGUCUUGAAUACGUAAUAAUGUGCGCUAAAAGUAAUAAAAAAAAUAAUAAUAAUAACAAAUAAAAACAGGGUGGUUUUUUUUUAUUUGUUUAACGUGCCACUCGUAAUUUUAUACAAAUCAAUAUAAUUUGCAUUUAUGUACAGCAUGACGUAUAUACCGGUUAAAACCAACAAACGGCAAACUCGAUUCGGCGAGAGGAUAGUUAAACUGCUAAAACGAAUCGAUUAAAAUAAUAUGUUGUUCGUUUCACAUCGUUUAUAAAAGCCAUAUUUUAAUAGUAGGUAUAGGUAUAUUUUGAAACGACGAGUGGUUGUUUAACAUAAAUCACACUGUAUAAAUACGAAUGAUAAAAUAUAUAGUACAAUGUUAUGCGCGUGAAUAAAAUUACGUUCAUUCUUAAAUACUCAAUCAGCUGAUAACAAACGUUUUCUUUCAAGACCACGCGUGAUGCGAGUAAAUGCGAUUAUAAAUACGAUUUGCAGAAUUGAAAAAUUUGCAAUUAUUCCAUUGCUACAACUUAUUCCUUACAAUUCACUAACAAAUCGGACUUUGGAGUGGCACGCAAAUAUACGCAAUUAACAGUUACCACCUCCGCCUACUAGACUUACGGAAGCUCGAACUAUACCUUAUCACAUAAUAUUUCCGUAAUACCCGUUAUGAUAAUACUACCAUCACGUUAUGUGCGCGUGAAACUCAGAAGCCCCCCCCCCCCCACAAUAAUUGAGAUAUACAUAUUGUAACAAUAAUUAUCAUUGUUAUGUAACGAUCCUAUGGUUUCAUGUUUACCUUUAAAUCGCCAAAAUGUAAUUAAUUAGUGCAAUUAAUACAAAACACCCAACAAAGGCGUAUUCAGUUUAUAAUUGUAUUUCAAUUUCAAACCAACAAUUGGUUUUGAUUUGUUACGAAAAUAUAAUAAGUUUAUUUUGUAUUAGAUGUGUGAUUUUUUAAAUUCCAAAUUGCUCUAUUUUAAUAACCUGCAUAUCUUUAAAAACUAAACAGUACGUAUUAUAAGAGACACAUUUUUUUUAAAAUGUUAUUUCUAUGUUCUAUUUGUAGAAUAUGAAAAUAAUAACUUUAAAUGCCUAUCUACAAAUAAAAUAUAUUAUAUGACAAUAUAUAAUAUGGACAUUUUGAAUAAAAAUUAUAAUAAUAACUGUUUGUAAUGUUUGUAUGUGUUUUUAUUUUUAAAUUAUAGUAUAAAGUAAAAUAAUAUACCUUCCCAUUAUAGUAGUAAAACAAAAAAACUAAUUUUCUCUUAAUUAUAAAUAUUUAGGAUGUCAACAGAAACGUUGAAAAUAUUUGAUUGGUGUAUUUUUAUUUUCAUUUUAUGUACGAGUAGAUGAUAAUAUUUCAAGAAUUUCCUUGAUCUCUUAAAGCAAAUAUUUGACUGAUUAUCAAAUAAUAAUAUAAUAUUGCAUAUUCGCAUUUUGGGUAAAACACUUCAAUGUCUUCAUAAAAUCAUAAAUUCAAUUACAAUAUUAGUUAUCUAUCCUAAAUAACAUAUUGCCGGUGAAAAUUAUAAUGAAAUCAAAUAAAAAUCAAUUAAUUUUAUUUAAUUGUAAAAGUUAAGUUAUUACACUUCUGAUAUUAUUAAAUGAUCAAAAAUAAAGUGUAUGGUUGAAAUCAACUCUAAAUUGAAUAAUAAAAUAUUCAAAUGGCAUAAUUGGGGAAAAAUUGUGAGUUUGAAAAAUAAUUGUGUUUUAGAUUACGUUAUACACAUUACGAGUUAUAUUUCCGAAAAGCAAUGGCUAUUACUCAUUUACAUUAUAUAAAUAAUGAUUAAUAUUGCCUAAUAAUAAUUUAAAAUUUUAGGUAAGUAAUAAAAAUGUCUUCACUCAAUCUGCAAUAAAGUAACAAAACAAAUAAAAUCAAUUAUUUGAUGUUGUAGACACAUUAUUAUUAGUGUUAAUAUGAGUCUCGAGUAUUAAUUCAAAACGUAUUUUUUUAUACCCAACUAUUCUCAACUGUCAACAGAUUGUUCGAAGGAACAUUUUAUGUACCUAAAAUUUAAAAUUCACAAACAACGUAGGCACGUAAUGUCCCACUAUGUUCUACUGGCAAAAUAUUGGAGGCGAGAAGCUCAAAAAGUUAAGCAGUAAAAUAUCAGGACCUGAGAGGUGAUAUCCACGCAUCCCCACAACUAUGCCAGUGACAAACAUAGAAAGUAUUGCAGUACUUACCCCAUUUGUUACUUAAUCUUUUAUUAACGUAUUUAUUAUAUUUAAAGUCGAUUUAUGGUUUAAUUUUAAUUUUUAGUUAAUGUUAAAAUGUAUGUUUGAUCUAUGUUUAAGAAUAUAGAAAAAAGUGUUGAAUUAUAUUUAAGUACCUACCACGAAAUUAAAAGUGAGGCACUCCUUAAAGCAUACCCUAAUUCCAGAGUAGGCACUAUCUUAAGAAAUGCGUUGUGAACAUAAUUUACGUUAGUAAUGAAAAUUAAUAAAACACCCAAAUUAUUUAAUGUCGCUCAACAGUAAUGAUUGUCAGAAAUUUAUAUAGUUUAUUAUAUGAGUAAAUUUAAUAUUUUAUAAUAUCACAUCCACAUCUCAUAAAGAAUAUAAUGUGACCUCUCGUCGUCGCUGUUGUGUAUAACGAAGAAGCCAAUUACUCAAAAAUAUAAACAAUAAUUAUUAUAUUAAUUAUGCUGUUGCAUUUAGAUGAAUUAUAUAUUAUAAUAACUAUAUUUAAAUUUUAAUGGAUGUUAAAUAUAUAUUUAUAAAAUGUGAAAUUAUUAUUUAAGACGCCACUUUGGUGCAAUGUUUUGUAAAUUAAUAUUAAUUCCUGCUUUCAGUUUAAUCUAAAAAUAAGUUACCUAUGUGAAUGUCUACAACGUUGUAAUUUGUGCAUAGAUAUAUGACGUAUAGUUUUAAUA